GCUGCCUUUCUGAGCGCCCCCGCCUUGCCGCAGCAGUCCAGGGUUGAGAUGAGCGGCUGCAUUUUCCACCCCUUCCUCUCCCAGGAACUUUCCCACACUUUGACACGCGCCACGGCUCUGUGCAUUGGAGGAAGCAGGCUCCUGGGGAUCCUGACCAAGGAGUUCAUCUUCUCAGAGCUGCUGUCCAACCUGUACUCACGUGGGGACCAGAACACGCUGAUGGAAGAGUCGGCAGAGCAAGCACAGUGGCACGAUGAGAUACUGUGCAUGUACCACGUGCUGAAGGAGGCACUCAGCAUCAUCAUCAACACAACCACCAUCAGCACACACAUGGGGGCCCAUGGACAACUCCUGGCUGCAGGUGCAGAGCGUCCUUGCCAGAUGCAGGUACCAAGGCUGGCUCCCACGGCCCCAAAGCCCCCCAGCCCCCAAGGCUGA
Pongo pygmaeus (Bornean orangutan) is the source of this 438-nucleotide messenger RNA. Its product is annotated as dynamin-1-like. NCBI's taxonomy places the organism in Eukaryota, Metazoa, Chordata, Mammalia, Primates, Hominidae. Bases 49 to 438 code for a protein of 129 amino acids. The record is from RefSeq and is a predicted model, not a curated record. Gene Ontology annotation, molecular function: GTPase activity; GTP binding. The transcript is spliced from 2 exons.